AAAUUAAUUAAAAGCGUGUAAAAAUGAUUUCUAAUACGUUGAAAACCGGCCUUCGCCUCCCGCCUAAAUUAAUGUCAAUCGCUAUCAAUAAAAAAAAAGUUUCAAAUAACGCGCGUUCCAAUUCACGCGAGCCCAUUUUUUCGGCAAAUUCCUUCUUACUUUUAUAAGUACGAAGGAUAAUUAAUCUGAGCGGGAUCAAUGUAUUAAUGAUGCAUAAGCGAGAGAAGGACAGGGAUAUUGUGUACUUUCUUUUAUAGAUUUGCUGAAAGCGUUACGAUAGGGCUCUGUAUUUCAGUGCCGGUUGGUCAGUCGUGGAGAGAGGAUGUCGAAUUUUCCCGUUGGCUGAAAUUUUCCGCAUCUCCUCAUGCGAUUACCCAUUUAAAUAUUAUUAAUGGCCUUCUAAAGGCAUAAUAGUCUUUUAAUUAAGUAAAUUUUAAAAUUUAAGAGUUAUUGUGUAAAUAUGUGUGUAAGUGACUUACCUAAUAAUAAAACAUUAAAUCUGCCGAACGCUUGAUUUGUAGUACGAUCCGUGCGUGUUUGCGUUUUCUUAGCGGCAUCGUUAUAUUUCCUUUGCUUUGGUGUGAGAAUUAAGAAAAAAAGUGCAAUGUGAGUGACAGUUUCGUGAAUUCGAAUUUGGAAUUCGGAAUCGAUCAUGCCGAACACUCCGGUGGCGCCCGGGUUCCAAUGGGACAAGCUGUCACCCGCGGAGUUCCAGCAGCUUCAAGAGCUCGCUUCUUAUUCAACAAAGAAGCUUCAAGAUGUCCUUAACGAGUUCUGCGAGGUCAAGAAACAGAGUCCAGAUGGGGACAUUGACUUCGAAGGGUUCCGCUGGUUCCUGGACAACUUCCUCGAGUGCUCAGCUCCAGAUGAACUGUCCAGGCAUUUAUUCCUGUCAUUUGUCCGGCGCGACCGUCGGCCGGCGCUCCGGGAAAUGGCCGCCGCCAGUUCAGCCGCCGCGUGCGCCGCUGUCACUGCGCAUGGAGAUCAUCAGACGAAGCACACCCUGGCCUCGAAGAUCCAUGGGCUAGCUGAACGUCUUCAGCAGCUCGGCAAGGGCUCUGGAGACUCUGUGGAUGGCAGUGACAAGGGAUCUCGGAGUCGCACUGGGAGCGUUCACCCCAUGUUCACAGUGACCACGCACCCUUCAUACUCCUCCCACGAGCUGUGCCUCGGGCGUACGGAGACCAGCCCCAGCCACAGUCAGAUGUCCAGGAACUCCAGCAGAAAGAGCAGCAACUCCUUGAGGGUCAACCAGUCUACCAAGAUCGAAGAUUUCAAGCAUCUCAUGCGACGGUCGUCGACCCUAGAAGUCCACACCGCCAGAGUCUCGUUGAAGGACAUUGUGUGCUAUCUGUCCCUGCUGGAAGCCGGGAGGCCUGAGGAUAAGCUGGAGUUCAUGUUCCGGCUAUACGACACGGAUGGCAACGGGGUCCUGGACACCAACGAGAUGGAUUGCAUUGUCAACCAGAUGAUGACUGUGGCUGACUACUUGGGCUGGGAGACGUCUGAAUUAAAACCGAUUCUACAAGACAUGAUGGUGGAAAUAGACUACGACGCUGAUGGAACUGUGUCGCUGGAUGAAUGGAAAAGAGGAGGGAUGACAACCAUCCCGCUCCUCGUGUUGCUCGGCCUGGACACCAAUGUGAAGGAGGAUGGUGAACACGCUUGGAGACUGAAGCACUUCAGCAGACCAGCGUACUGUAACCUGUGCCACAACAUGCUCGUCGGGCUUGGGAAGAAGGGGCUGUGCUGCAUUUUCUGCAAGUAUACUGUACAUGAGCGUUGCGUGCAGCGCGCUCCUGCCUCCUGCAUAGCAACGUAUUCCAAGUCACGACGGGCCUCCGCCACUCUAGCUCAUCAUUGGGUUGAAGGAAACUGCCACGGCAAGUGCGCUCGGUGUCGGAAGAAGAUCAAGGGAUACAACGGGAUUACAGGCCUCCACUGCCGCUGGUGCCACAUCACGCUUCACAACCGCUGCGUGGCCAACAACGCCGGCGGAAUGUGUUCUUUAGGCCGCCAUGCUCGUCACAUCCUGCCCCCGACUGCCAUCCGUCCGCUCGUGCUUGACCGUCAACGGUCACUGCCUCACCGUCCGCACAAUGACCAGCAAACCCUCCCAACCUCCAUAUCCCUCCCCAUCUCCAUCUCAGCCCCCCCUGAGGAGAAAAAGGAAGAGAAGAAGGAACACCGCGCUCCCCCCAUCUCCUUCCAAAUCUCCCCCCCAGACGGCAGCUGCCCUCUGCUGGUGUUCAUCAACCCUAAGUCGGGGGGGCGCCAGGGGUCGAGGGUGCUGAGGAAACUCCAGUAUAUCCUGAAUCCGAGGCAGGUGCAUGAUAUUGCGAAGGGCGGGCCGAUGCAAGGUUUGCAGAUGUUCAAAGACGCGAAGAACUACCGGGUGAUAUGCUGCGGUGGCGACGGAACCGUGGGCUGGGUGCUGGAAACCAUGGAUAAAGUGCAGAUGGAAACGCAGCCGGCAGUGGGGGUGAUCCCACUCGGGACGGGGAACGAUCUGGCUCGCUGCUUGAGGUGGGGGGGCGGGUAUGAAGGCGAGUCCAUCCACAAGAUAUUGGAUAAAAUAUCGCGCGCCAGCACCGUGAUGAUGGACCGGUGGCAGAUCGACGUUGAAAACACCGACGAAGAGCAACGAGAGCCAUCAGAGCAGCCAGAGAUGCCGAGCUCGGCGCCGCACCCGACGUCUGUGCCCUACAAUAUCAUCAACAACUACUUUUCCAUCGGCGUUGACGCUGCGAUCUGCGUGAAGUUCCACACGGAGCGAGAGCGCAACCCGGACAAGUUCAGCUCCCGGAUGAAGAACAAGCUGUGGUACUUCGAGUUCGCCACGUCGGAGCAGUUCGCGGCCAGCUGCAAGAACUUACACGAGCACAUCGAUAUUGUGUGUGACGGGUCAUCCCUAGAGUUGAGUAAAGGCCCCGCUCUGCAGGGGGUGGCGUUGCUGAACAUCCCCUACGCGCACGGGGGCUCCAACUUAUGGGGAGCAAGCGGUGUGCAUCGGAAGGGACGCUUCCCUAAUGCACAACAAGAUAUUGGUGAUAAGCUGAUAGAAGUGAUCGGCCUAGAAAACUGUCUGCACAUGGGGCAGGUCAGGACAGGCCUCCGAGCCUCCGGGCGUCGUCUGGCUCAAUGCAGCUCCAUAGAGAUGACCACGAAGAAGACGUUUCCCAUGCAGAUAGACGGCGAACCCUGGAUGCAACCGCCUUGCAAGAUAACGAUUACCCACAAAAACCAAGUACCAAUGCUCAUGGGGCCAGCACCUGAGAAAGGAAGAGGAUUCUUCAAGCUCUUCACCCAUUGCUAAGCGUCUCUUUCACUCAUUCCAUGUUAAAUAGAAAAGGACGAGAGGAACUAGUAUUGGUAAUAACGCAAGUCUUUUGAGUCUGAAGAACGUUUUUACGCGAUUUUGCGCUUAAUAAACUUCAGUCUUUUAAGUCUUGAGUCGAGUCUUUUAUUUAAGACUCAAAAAAGACUCUACUCUACUCUUCGGAUAAAGACUUCGUCUAAAUUUUAUUAGGUUUUAUCUAAACGAACACUAAGGAAAAUAGGUGUUAUUGAAUGAUGUGUCUGUCGGCGGCCGAUCGUAAGAUCUGGCAUAUCGUGAAAUUCCUAGGCAUAUCGGGAAACGUGAAAAUCUUUGACUCGUUCCCUGAGUCGACGGAGCCCCGCUACGCGGGGCUCCUAUUUCUGGGCAGUUUGCCCUUCGGGCAUCUGAAGCAACCUAACGAACCUAUCCUACCUAUAUAUUGGUUUGAUGUGACUAUCGUCAAAACAUUACACAGGAACAUAACGAUCUGCCUGAUCGUACGAUCGGCCUACGACAUGUCUAUCCCAUGAAUUUCAUGGGGAGACAAUGUGUUUUAGAAAAUAUUUGUAGAUAAUCUGUGAGUCCUCUUUAAAGGACUCAGGCCUCGAUAAGAACUCAGUCUAAGAUACUGAGUCGAGUCUCAAAAACAAAGGACUCAAGGACUCAAGGACUCAAGGACUCAAAGGACUUGAGUCUUAUCCAACAAAGGUAAACAAUCUUGACGUGUAUUUUUAUUUGUAAACACUUUUGAUAAAUAUUAAGUCACGGCAAAUUAUGUAAAAAAUAUGUGUACGAUUAUUUACAUUAUUUUGCUAUAAUAAGUAAUAGUUACUGAUUUUAAAAGGCGUUUUUCAAUUAAAACACACGUUAAGAUCGCGUAGUCUUUUUUGAAUGCUAAAAAAACGAACCAUUAGAUAUACAUAAUAUUAAUUAGGUCGUCUUAUUGGGUUAGCAGUGUUACGGCACUUUUUUUUUUAAUUGGAGCUGAAUGCCAAGGAUUUGACCAUCUAGAAUUUGAUCUUGAAACUCGUAUCGGGUUAUAUAGGUACAUAAAAUAAUUCCAAUUUCAUUUAUUUACAACGUAGUUACAUAUUAGGUAAAUAAGCAUUUUAUGACCUUGAAUCGCUUGAGUCUGCGUCCCACAAUUUUAUUAUUUUCCUAUUGACAAAAAAGUAGGUACGGAAUAUAUAAAAAUUGUUCAAUUUUGCCCGUUAAUUUGCCCACUGAAAUACUGCUAGUAUUUUCUGCCCAUCAGUAGCCACAUCCAUUUUAAGAAACUACUCUUUUUUUAGAAAAAGAGUGUUGUUUUCUCUCCUGUUUUCUGAGUAUAUGUAGGAUUUUGCGCCAGUGUAUGUGUAUUUCACUAAGGUUUUAUUUUAUAUUAAAAACAUUGACGGUAUUUGUACCAUUAACCAUUUAACUAAUUGCAGAUUUUUGUCGAGUGGGCAAAUUUUCUCCUGGGCAAAGUUAAAAUUUAUUACCAUAAAUCCGCCUGAUUUCUUCCAUCUGUUUUAAAUAGUUAACAUAUUUUUGUUCUGUCGAUAUCAAUUGAGGUGGCUGUAAUCAUCAAUUUCUUGACUUUUCUUGACUUUACACUUUUCAAAUGCAUUUAAACAAAAUGUGGUCCAAAUUACAGCCAUUCAAUUAAAAAAAUGCUGUAAAUUAGUAAACUAAUUUAAGCUUUAUAGACCUGAAAAAACUUGGCGUCCAUUAAAAAUAGGAUUUUACUUUGACUUUUAAGAAAAACACAAUUUAAACUCAGUUGCCACACGCAUGUGAAAAAUAAUAUUGAAAGAUUAGAUUACUAUUAUACGUAUUAAUUUAAAUUAGAUAGUAAGUUUAAUGCAUAAUAUAGUUUGUUGCCAUUUAAAACGAAAUAAUUUAUGAAAUUAUGUUUUAACAUUAAAGUCAUAAGAGUAUUAACGGAAUUUAAAUUAAGUACAAUUUUCUUAUUUAACUAUGUUACACAUUUUUUGUAAUUAAUUUGUAGAGCAAAGUUUUGA
Cydia splendana is the source of this 5322-nucleotide messenger RNA. It is a transcript of the gene Dgk, whose product is annotated as diacylglycerol kinase 1. Gene Ontology annotation, cellular component: plasma membrane. The transcript is spliced from 24 exons. The coding region runs from base 653 to 3316 and encodes 887 amino acids. Lineage: Eukaryota; Metazoa; Arthropoda; Insecta; Lepidoptera; Tortricidae. The record is from RefSeq and is a predicted model, not a curated record. Gene Ontology annotation, biological process: intracellular signal transduction; lipid phosphorylation; diacylglycerol metabolic process. Gene Ontology annotation, molecular function: calcium ion binding; ATP-dependent diacylglycerol kinase activity.